GCUGAUCGAUCCAUAAAAGUUGCUUACCUGUAUGCAUAUUUUUUAUUACAUGAAUUUCAAUUGUGCCGUAUUAAAAAUAUAAGUUAAAAUGUUUAAAAGUAUUCGGCAAAUAAGUUCAAAACAAUUGCUACACUCAUAUAAAAUAUGUUUUUAUGAAAAAGGGUGUCAAAGCAAAGCUGUGAAAUAUAGCACACAACCUGCACAUCAAAAUAUAUUUGAUAGAAAUGCAAAGCGUUUGCAAAAGGAACGCGCUGCCCUAAACCCGGAUGUAGAGCUCUAUGACUACUUGAAAGAAGAGGUUGGAUUUCGCUUAGCGGAUCGGAUCAUUGAUAUAAAACGUGAGUUUACAAAUGCCGCAGACAUUGGUUGCAGUCGAGGCUUUCUUUCUAAACACAUAAUGGCGGAAAGCGUACAGCAUUUGACGCUAUGCGAUACGAGCCCUACAAUGCUGUCGCAAGCGCAAGGCACGCCUGGUCUGAAAUUAACUAAAUUAGAGUUGGACGAGGAGAAAUUGGAUUUUCCUGAUAACUCAUUAGAUUUAGUUAUAUCCAGUUUGAGUUUGCAUUGGGUUAAUGAUCUGCCAGGUUGCUUUUCGAAAGUAAUACGUAGCUUAAAACCUGAUGGUGUUUUUAUAGCGUCUUUGUUUGGUGGUGAUACACUAUAUGAGUUACGUUCAUCGCUACAAUUGGCUGAAAUCGAGCGUAAAGGCGGCCUUUCGCCGCAUAUUUCUCCUUUCACACAGAUUAGAGAUGUAGGUGCUUUGCUGAAUCGUGCUGGCUUCACCAUGCUAACCAUUGAUACCGAUGAAAUUGUAGUGGGUUACCCCAGCAUGUUUGAACUUAUGUGGGAUCUAAAAGGUAUGGCAGAGAAUAAUGCAGCUUUCAAUAGACCAGCGCAUAUAAGUCGCGAAACAAUGUUAGCAGCAAGUGCUAUUUAUAAGGAGUUGUACGCUAAGGACGAUGGCGUGACGGCGACAUUUCAAAUAAUAUACUUUGUCGGCUGGAAACCGGGUCCGAAUCAACCCAAACCUUUGGAACGUGGCAGUGGUGAUGUUUCGCUAAAAGAUUUAGGCAAAAUUAUCGAAUCUGGCGGACCAAAAUCAUAAAAGAUUUAUGUUGCCAAUUUAAUAGAAUCAUGCAUAAAAUGGAGGUCAAUGCAUGUGUAACGUUUUGUGAAGAAAACUCGGUUUUGUAUUAUAGCAAAUGCUGUCUUUAUUGACUUUAGAAAUAAUAGUCUUUGAAUAUUAACGUAAAUAAGCACGAUAGUACGUAUAGCAGUAUACGUACAUAUGUAUACAAAGUGUGGUAAUUUUCUUUUAUAAAGUGUUCUUUUCUUCGAAGUUUUCAUAUAAA
Bactrocera tryoni is the source of this 1352-nucleotide messenger RNA. Its product is annotated as arginine-hydroxylase NDUFAF5, mitochondrial. Lineage: Eukaryota; Metazoa; Arthropoda; Insecta; Diptera; Tephritidae. The record is from RefSeq and is a predicted model, not a curated record. Gene Ontology annotation, molecular function: S-adenosylmethionine-dependent methyltransferase activity. The transcript has 5 exons. Gene Ontology annotation, biological process: mitochondrial respiratory chain complex I assembly. The coding region runs from base 89 to 1105 and encodes 338 amino acids. Gene Ontology annotation, cellular component: mitochondrion.